Molecule: messenger RNA, 4155 nt
Organism: Calypte anna (Anna's hummingbird)
Lineage: Eukaryota; Metazoa; Chordata; Aves; Apodiformes; Trochilidae
Gene: IL17RA
Product: interleukin 17 receptor A
Molecular function (GO): interleukin-17 receptor activity
Source: RefSeq, a predicted model, not a curated record
AGCACCGCCCCGCCGCGGCCCCUCCUCAGGUGAGGGCCGGCCCCGCCCUGCGCCCAGGUCGGAGCCCGGAAGCCCUGAGGCCCUGGCGGCAGGGCCAUGGCGGGCGCGGGGCGGUUGCCUCUAUCCUUAUCUCUUAUCCUCCUCUUCUGCCCCAUCCCGCCGGCCGGCGCGGCACUGCGGCUGCUGCUGGGCGCCGAGCCGCCCUUCACCUGCUCCCAGCCGGAUUUAAACUGUCUCGUAAGAAAUAGUACCUGCAUGGAGGCAAGCUGGCUGCAAAUUUCCCAGUGGACUCCUUCUGCUCCAAGCAGUCUUCAUGUCUCUUCUGAUGUUUUCCAUCAGAUGGAUGGAAACAUGCUCCCUGUGCUUCGGAUAGAAUGGAAAGUGGCCACUGAUGCUAGCAUCUGGUACCUCCGAGGGGCAGAGCUGGCUGUCAUGCAAGUGAACAGCAAUCAACAGAUCUGCGCCCAGUUUGACUUUCAGAACAACUUGCCACUUCAGGUCCGUCCAGAUGGAGGCCGGUGGAAUUUCACUUUUGACCGUUUUGAAGUGGAACCUGGCCAGACUUACCAAGUGACUGUCUACCACCUGCCCAAACUGGGAGUAGCUGGAGACCACAAUUGCAAGUCCAUGGCUCUCACAAUGCCUGAUUGCAAGGACUCACAGAAAAGAACCAUCCCAUGCAUAAAGACAGGCAGUUUGUGGGAGCCCAGGAUCCAAGGUAAAAGUCUAGAUGAUACAACUCUGCUUGUGAGCUUUAACCCAUGGAUGGAGGCAGCCCGAUACCAAAUUCAUGUUACCAGUUUCCUAAAUGAGAAGAAGUGUAAAAUGAUCACACGCGAUUUCACUGGGAGUGGACUGCAACAGCAAGUGAAUGUCACAAUCAAAAUAGAGAAGAAUAUAAAUUGCUGCAACUAUGAAAUACAGAUUCAGCCGUUCUUUGCAAACUGUGGCACAGACUGUCUGAGACACUCUGCUUUCAUCCCAUGUUCACCAGCUCCAACUACAGACCCAUCAGGUGAUAUGAUUAUAUGGCUCUACUGGUGUAUCACUGGGAUCUGUGUGUUACUGGUGGGAUCUGUCAUAGCAGGUGUGGUUUGUAUGACCAAAAAACGAGCAGGACACCAGCAAGGGAAAUGCAACCACAAUGAUUUGCAAACAGCAGCAACAUAUACCAACCUUCCUCUACCACCCUUGAAGCCCCGAAAGGUUUGGAUUGUGUACUCUGCUGAUCACCUGCUGUAUGUGGACGUGGUGCUGAAGUUUGCAGAGUUUCUGAUGACAGUCUGUGGCACUGCUGUAGCCUUAGAUCUGCUAGAAGAUCAUCAGAUCUCAGAGUUAGGGCCAUUACCCUGGCUUACUCGACAGAAGAAGGAAAUGGAAGACUUGUCUUCAAAGAUCAUCAUCUUGUGCUCGCGGGGAACCCAGGCUAAAUGGCAGGCCAUGCUUGGGAGUGAGCCAGUGUGUCUCAAACAAGAUCAGCAAAAGCCAGUGGGAGAUCUGUUCACCCCAGCCCUGAAUUUGAUCCUGCCAGAUUUCAAGAAGCCAGCCUGUUUUGGAAUGUAUAUAAUCUGCUAUUUUGAGGGGAUAACUAGUGAGAAAGAUAUCCCUGAUCUGUUCAACGUCACAUCCAGGUAUCAACUGAUGGACAAGUUUGAAGAUAUUUAUUUUCGGAUUCAGGAUUUGGAGAAGUUUGAACCUGGGCGCAUCCAUCGAAUCCAGGAAAUCACAGCUGAAAAUUACAUUGAUACCCCCAGUGGGAGGAAGUUGAAAGACGCGGUGCUAAAGUUCAAAAACUGGCAGACAGAGCACCCAGACUGGUUUGAAAAUGAAACCAUCUGCUUAGAUAAUGAAGAAGAGUUGCAGUCUCUAAACAGAGAGAGCCAGGUGGAUUCACUGCUAAGUGAACCGGGUGGAAUUGUGAAGCACCAACUGCACCUGCGGGAGCCUGACCCAAACUGCUGUUAUGUCAUUAACCUCCAUAUGCAUGAAGAUGAAAGUGGAGGCUGUAAACUGCAGCCUCAACUUAAUCCACGUGAGGACCUGACUUCUCAGACCAUGGUCCUUCCUGUGGAUGUUCCUCUAGUUCACGUAGUGGAGCCUGUGUCUUCCAUGAAAUCAGAAAUACUUGGUCAUUGUGUGCUGAGUAAUGAGGACUGUAUGGAAGGAGUUCCUCUUCUGGAGACAAGCUUUUCUAUGAGGAACAACAUCAUCCUCCAUGAUGACUCCAGAGUUUCAGCAAUUGAUGACCAGAGUCCUGCAAGCCUCUCAGGUCAACUGAGACACCAUCUGAACGGACUCAUGUACUCUCUUUAUCAGCACAGUGUUGUUUCCUUCAGAGCCAUCCUCUGCCAAGAGGAGGCUAACAAGCAACACCAGUUGGUCUUUGAUGACCAAUGCAAAGACCAAAGACAGUCAGUGCAGUCAGACCAGGGCUACAUCUCUAGAUGUUCUCGUCUGCCUCCUGAGGACCUUGUGGAAGAGGAGGAGGAAGAAGAGGAGGAGGAGGAGGAUCAGGAAAAACAGGAGAUCUUCCAAGAACUCUCUCCAGAAGUUUUAAACAGUCUAAAGAGCCUCCAGCAGCAGUUAUUUUUCCAGGACAUUCAACGGAGCUCUGACUGGGGGUAUGCAGCUGAGGUGAUGGAAAAUGGCCAAUCUUUGAAGGACUGUUAGGUUCCAUUUGAACUACAGGAAUGGAAGGUGGUACCAUGCACAGUGCUGAAACUGCAUUUCCAGGACCAUUCUUGUCCUUGUAUUAUAAAUUACUUACUGGUGGGAUUUUUCCAUCUGCUGCUUGGUGGCAGGAUUGUCCAGCAGACUUGGUAACAUUGGUAAAAAUAUCUGUGGAGAGCAACAAGAAAUAAUAGCCAGCCAUGUGAAAGAACAGACUAGUUCUGUUCCUUGAGGAAUGUAUUUCAUUGAGUCCUCACUGAUGGAUAGCAAAGGAAGCUACUGUGGCUCAUCCACUUGUGCCUUCAAAAUGCCCUCCAGCUAUACUGGUUCUACUGCACUGGAUAAAAGUCAUUGCCAGGGUUUGGAAAUAGAUUUAGGUAACAGGGCAACGCUUGCAUUGGCAUUUUAAUACACAUUUUAAAUAUUUUGUUGUAAACUCAGUGUAAAGAUGAGUGCCUUAAACUUCAGUCAGGUUAGGGCUGUCUCUAACUGGCUGAUAAUGUGUAUCUGGAGAUUUUUUUUUUCUUUUAACUACUCAUUCAUUCAUUCUGAACUGUGUUUCUGUCGCCAUUGAAAUCGAAUGGAAGAACUGAGCAGUAAGUGGACAUAAACUUUUAAUUAGGAGUCUCUGUAAUUCUCCUAUAUCCCUGCUGGGAGGUGUACUUAAAAGCCGCCAAUAGGGGAAAGAGGGGAAAAGGGACAAUGGGCAAAAUAUGGAAUUUGGGCAUACUGUACAACUUUAAGAAGAAUCUGGGACAGAAUACAGAAUAACUGAAUCAUGGAGUCUGGUAAAUUCUCUAAUGCACUGAUGUUUGCUUUUGACAUCAUAGCACCAGGAAGUCUUGAACUAAAGAGGCAGAUAGUGACACACAAUUAUGGAAAUGAGAGACUAUUUUGGAGGGGGAAAAUUGUAGCUUCAGCAGCUGCUGUUUUAGAGUGGAGGCUGAGCAAAAAUGAGUGUAAGAUGGACUUGCCUGGGUAUAAAUUCAAGUGAAGGUCUUCUAGGCUAACGUUUGUGAAAGAGUAAUAGGCUAAGAUGGGAUCAUCUUCCAGGUGCAGUGAUAGUAACAUAUCAUUCCAGUGUUUUUAAAAGUCUGGGCUUUGAAGUACUAGAAAAAUUUUUCCCUGCAAGUGACUGCAUGUUGGCCCAUGUAGCACUGGCGGGGUAGUGGACUAGUCAAGGCUGGUGGUUUCCAUAUUUAUGACAGUUUCUGCAGUCCAACCUGCUGGUUAACAGCUUGUGAGAUGUAAAUAUGUCCAGGCCUUUCUCUUUUGUGUUCAGAUAAGCUUGUCAUCUUCCUCUCCUUCUAAGUUUACUUAUCAAUAAAACCUUAAGAGAAUUUUACUUCAGCUUUUUAAAAAUCUGUAUCUUGGAAGGUAAUCUGCUCUUUGACUCACAACCAAUGCUUUAUUAUGUAUAUUUUAUAAAUUUAUUUGUUAUAAGGUGUGUUUUGUUCCUUAAAUAAAAAAACGAGUAGUUUUGGA